Molecule: messenger RNA, 2229 nt
Organism: Mesocricetus auratus (golden hamster)
Lineage: Eukaryota; Metazoa; Chordata; Mammalia; Rodentia; Cricetidae
Gene: Clnk
Product: cytokine dependent hematopoietic cell linker
Exons: 19
Coding region: 221-1555 (444 amino acids)
Biological process (GO): intracellular signal transduction; cell surface receptor protein tyrosine kinase signaling pathway
Source: RefSeq, a predicted model, not a curated record
UAGGAAACUAAAACUAACAAGUACAUAUACAGAGGUCUCUGCUGAAGGACUCCGCUGAGCAGACGGAACAUAUUCAAGCCCUAUCUUCCAUGUUACCUGGUCCUGAGUUCUCCAGGAUGCAACCAUGGACUCCCCUUCCAGGAUCCAGCCAUCUCAACGCUGAGCCCUUGACUGAACACAAGCUGAGCAGGCUGAGCUGAAGAUCCCUCUCAUUUGCCAGAUGCCAAGGACAAUGAAUAACCAGGGCAAUAAAAGGACAACAAAAGAAGGAUUCGGUGAUUUGAGAUUCCAGAACUUCUCUCUGCUGAAAAAUAGGUCAUGGCCACGCCUCAGCAGUACCAAAGGCCGGUGUCGAGCAGUUCUCGAGCCUCUUCCUGAUCAUAGAAGGAACUUGGCUGCAGCCGUGGAUGGAGAGAAAUGCCACAGUGACGAUGACUAUGAAGACCCUGAGCUCCAGCUGCUAAAGGCAUGGCCGUCGAUGAAAAUUUUACCAGCCAGACCUAUACAGGAAUCAGAAUAUGCAGAUACACGCUAUUUCAAGGAUCUGAUGGAGGCUCCCCUUCUGUUACCUCCCAAGGCUUCUGGCCCCACUGGGAAGCAAACCCAGAAUGGAGGGAUGAGGCGACAGGAAGAAGCCUUUUAUAGGGACAAGCCCAUCUCCAAGGAUGUCAGAAGCCAACACUAUCAAGGAUCCAGGUACUCAGGGGUGAACAAGAUUCCUGUGCCGCCUCCUCGGCCUGCCAUCACCCUCCCCAAGAAGUAUCAGCCCUUACCUCCAGUACCACCAGAGAUCAGUGCAUACUUCCCUCCGAGACAUGCCUUUCCAGAAGUCCAGAAGGGGCUCAGGCAGAUCAGCUCAAAAGACUUCAGUGAGGUCCUUGGAGCAGAAGAAGGAUCUCAUCACCGGGCAAAGCCAAGACCUUCUCACCCAUCACAACACCAAAACACUCAGAAGAGUCCACCUGCCAACACCAGCUUCCCCUACAUGCCAGCAAAGCACAGUGUACAUGUCAGAGACCAUACAGGCACCAUGCAACGCCGUCCUCCUCAGAGAUGCCAAGCUGCAGCCAGUCACAGCACACAUGAUUGUGUGCUGCCCUACGAAAACACAAACUCGGAGAAACCUGGCCUCACCAAGCUUGAUGAGAAGGAUGUCCGGCAGAAUGAAUGGUACAUCGGAGAAUACAGUCGCCAGGCAGUAGAAGAGGUGCUAAUGAGAGAGAACAAGGAUGGUACUUUUUUGGUCCGAGAUUGUUCCACAAAAUCCGAGGCAGAGCCCUAUGUUUUGAUGGUUUUUUAUGGGAACAAAGUCUACAACGUGAAAAUUCGUUUCCUGGAGAGCAAUCAGCAGUUCGCCCUGGGGACAGGACUCAGAGGAAAUGAGAUGUUUGAUUCUGUGGAAGACAUCAUCGAACACUACACGUACUUUCCCAUUGUGCUAAUUGAUGGGAAGGACAAGGCCGGUGAGCACAGGGUACAGUGCUACCUCACCCAGCCACUGCCUCUCGGCAGGCACUUCCUGACUCGGUACUCUAGCCAGGCACUUCAUGAGUAAGCAGCCCAGCCAGGCAUUCCCACACCAGCAGCCCGGACCUUGACUCAUCCUCCACUCAAUGCUUCUGGCAUCUGCAUCUAUCUCAAAUCAUACUGCUGUGUCUUCAAGGGAUGACUUUUCUGACUCUGUGAAAAAGAAAAAUAUCCUGUAAUGGAACUUGAGAGCUCAAUUAUGGCUUGAAAGCUUUGUCAUAGAAGAAAUAUUUGCAACCCACACACACAAAAAAAUCAAGCCUAGGUUUGAAAAAAGUUUUCUAAGCUACAGACACUGUUAUCAUACAUUAGCGAUGCAUCAAGGUCUGACAGCUUCAAUGUUUGCAGUUGGUGUGAGAUCCCCAAACUGCUACUCAGCUAUCAGGCUGACCUUAUUUCAAAGCCUUUUGUACUAAGAUGCUAAUUUUUUGGAUGGUCCCAUGUGCUGAGGUGAAUGUUAGUUAGCUCUAUUUAUAUGUAAUCCUAGAAAUUCAAAUACAGGGAAGAGAUGUGGUGUGAGAGGGGAAAAGCCCUUGUGAAUACCAGCAUGAAGAAGGAGAGAAGAAAGAUGUGAACUGUGACGUGAAAUGGCCACAGGCCCUGACUUCUGCCUGCUCUAUGAACAGUGACUUCAGUGGAACUAUCAGAUCCAUAGCAAGGAAUCCAUAGCUCAUCCCAACAAUAAAGCAAGCAUUCAUAUGA